This is a messenger RNA of Diplodia corticola, 1026 nucleotides long. RefSeq lists its product as uncharacterized. The transcript is spliced from 4 exons. Bases 1 to 1026 code for a protein of 341 amino acids. The record is from RefSeq and is a predicted model, not a curated record. NCBI's taxonomy places the organism in Eukaryota, Fungi, Ascomycota, Dothideomycetes, Botryosphaeriales, Botryosphaeriaceae.
AUGGCCGCCACCCAGGCGCUCACGGGCGCUGCCAAACAACAUGCAAUCGAUACGUCGGGCCCAAUCCAUAAACAGCACUGGCUCGUGGCUAUCUGGGUCAUGUGCAGCCUCGCGCUCCUCACAGUCGGGGCGCGCAUCGCCAUGCGCUUCAUCACCCGCCGAAAGCUCUUCCUGGAUGACUACUUCCUGCUCAUGGCGAUUCCAUGCGUCGUCGUGGCCACAAGUGUGCUCCAAUGGGGCGCCGAAGGCCUGUUUGCGUACAAGGCACUGAUGUCCAACGCAGCCAUUGUGCUAGACGCCAACGACCUGGAAAAGCUGGUGCGGGUCAGCAUUGUCACGAGCAUUUUCGUCGACACCAGUUGGACUGCGAUAUUCUGCGUCAAGUUCUCGUUCCUGGCUCUCUUCCGCGUGCUGAUCAAGAACGUGUCGACGCACCUGUCGCGGUACUUCUGGUGCGUCGUCGUCAUCACGGCCGUUACCUGGGCAUUCCUCGUGGCGGAAACGUUUAUCUUAUGUGCGCACUUUGGAUGGGAAAGCUUGAAAUGCUCGGGGACGGGCUCCAGGCUAUACACGCCGCUGACUGUAGUCGUCACCGUGCUUGACAUCGUUACGGACGUACUGGUUGUCACUUUCCUAGUCGUCAUCCUGCGGAGGGCGCGAAUGGACCGGGCGCAGAAGCUGGGGCUGGGAGCGUUUCUCUCCCUGUCCAUCGUGAUGAUUCUGUUCGCCAUGAUCCGCGUGCUGGGAGCCAUUCGACCGGGCGAGGCGCAGCUCGAUGUAACGUGGGAGUUGUUCUGGCAGCUGAUGGAGGCUUGCACGGCCAUGAUGGCGGCUUCGGCUACAGUCUUCCGCACCAUUUUCCUGCGCCGCAGCCCAUCCCCCGGGCAUGCCCCACUGGAGUCGGCAUCAGACGGGAACUCAGCUGCGCCACGCCUGCCGCCGCUCCCUGCCGCGAAGCCGAUGAUGACGGAAAUAAGGUCGUUCAUCCAGCGCGAGAAUAUGGACGACAUUCAGCUUAUUCGGUAA